Molecule: messenger RNA, 1320 nt
Organism: Sphenostylis stenocarpa
Lineage: Eukaryota; Viridiplantae; Streptophyta; Magnoliopsida; Fabales; Fabaceae
Source: the annotation of a GenBank genome assembly
AUGGAAACAUCUUCAUCUGUGUCCAAUAAGACCAUAACAUUGGAAGAAUGGAACGGUUCAACCCCCACAAAGCUCUCCAAGACUUUCACCAUCAAGGCUUCCUCUUCCUCUGUCACCAUUACCAGAUCUGGUGCCCGCUUUAGCCAUGUUUGGAGACGCUUACUUGAAGCCUUUGUCCCUGAGGGUUUUCCAAGCAGUGUGACUGCAGAUUAUGUUCCUUUUCAAAUAUGGGACUCGUUGCAGGGCCUUUCAACGUAUAUAAGGACCAUGCUUUCUACCCAGGCUCUCCUGAGUGCUAUUGGUGUUGGUGAGAAGUCAGCUACUGUCAUUGGAGCCACUUUUCAGUGGUUUUUGAGGGAUCUAACUGGUAUGCUUGGAGGAAUCUUGUUCACAUUUUACCAGGGAUCAAAUCUUGAUAGCAAUGCAAAAAUGUGGCGUUUGGUUGCAGAUUUUAUGAAUGACCUAGGAAUGUUAAUGGACAUCAUUUCUCCAUUGUAUCCAUCAGCUUUUGUGUUUGUUGUUUGCUUGGGAAGCAUAUCAAGAUCUUUCACUGGUGUUGCCAGUGGAGCCACUAGAGCAGCUUUGACUCAGCAUUUUGCUCUUCAGGAUAACGCUGCUGAUAUAUCUGCAAAGGAAGGAAGUCAAGAAACUGUAGCCACAAUGAUUGGCAUGGCAUUGGGAAUGCUUGUUGCUCGCAUUACGAUUGGAUACCCACUAGCCAUUUGGUGUUCAUUUUUAUCUUUGACAGUGUUUCACAUGUACGCAAACUACCGAGCUGUUCAAUGCCUGGCAUUGACCUCAAUAAACCCUGAAAGAAGCUCUAUUCUUUUGCAGCAUUUCAUGGAAUCUGGCCAAGUUCUCUCCCCUGAACAGGUCUCUUCACAGGAGCAUGUUUUACCCAUACGGUUCAUUUCAUGGAGCCCAAGGAAUACUAAUUAUAUGCAUAAUAAAGUCCGUUUGGGCACAAGGAUUUCUUCAUUUGAUAACAUGGAAAUUAAGGAGCAUUUGCUUUCUGCAGCAUCUUACUACACAAAAGCCAAGUAUAUACUUGUGGAAAGGAAGGGAAUCAUUGAUGUUAUUGUGCAUAAAGAUUCUAAUCCUGCUGAUGUCUUAAAGUCAUUCUUUCAUGCACUCGUCUUGGCAAAGAACGUUCAUAAAAGCAAAUCUUUGCAUUCAGAUGGCCAAAAAUGGAUAGAUAGUCAAUAUGAAGUAUUUAUCAAGAAGCUCAAGUCAUUAGGUUGGAAAACAGAACGGCUUCUAUCACCUAUAAUAUGGAGGGCCUACUGGAGCUAUGAACCAUUGGAAGAAAAAAUUGAUUAG